Molecule: messenger RNA, 991 nt
Organism: Psylliodes chrysocephalus
Lineage: Eukaryota; Metazoa; Arthropoda; Insecta; Coleoptera; Chrysomelidae
Source: the annotation of a GenBank genome assembly
UCACGUCAACUUGACAUCAACAAAAUAUUUGGUCAAAAUUACUCAAAAUAUAAAUCCAAAGACAUUGAAAGUGAAACAUUUACUGAAAAUUUUGCUAAUUGUCAAAAUCCUGCACUAAAAUAUAUUUUUAAAUAUAUCUACACAUCAAAUAAAACAAAUAGUCACAAGAAAUCAUUGUUCAGUUGUCCAAUGAUGGAAUAGAAUAUAAUCUGUAGGAAGAAUACUCCCAUAAAAAUCAUGUCUCAAAGACAAAGACUAUUAACUUGUGUUGCACAGUGGAUUCAUCCCAAAUAUGAUGAAAGUAACAUUAUAGCAGCAACAUUUCACAUGCUUACAAUUACUUUAAUUAGCAUGUCCUUAGUGGAUUUAACAUGGUUUUUUAUGAGUGGACAUGUCUGUGUUCCAUAUCUCACCCUGGGAGAGUUCUUCUGGUUUGGAUUUUCCAAUGAUGACAUUGAAUACACAGAUUUUGAUUGCAUUACUGCAAAAAUUGUAAACAUGAUGAGAAUUACAAUAUUGCUAUGUUUCAUGACAAUAUUAUUUGCCCUUAUGGGUUUCUUUUUGGAAAUAAUUGGUCCCAAACAUCUCUUCUACAAAACUUUAAGAAAAUACGCUAUUAUGGGCAUAUGCACAGUUAUAUGGAUAAUGGUGAUAAUUGGAAUAACUUAUUAUAUUAUUUUAUUGUUAGAACAGUCACUAGCUAAAGUUUAUCCCAAAGUCGAAACUUCAGUUACCUAUGGUAUUGGAUUUUACCUCAUUGCAGCUGCUGGUGCUGUAACUUGUUGUGGAAUAAUCUACGCCCUCGUUCUUCCAUUUCACACCGCCCGUUACCUACGUGAUGAUGACAGAUGCCUUCUAGAUGCAUUUGACGACGGUCUUGACACUUUCCACCAUCCCAUACCACCACCGCCUUAUUACAUUCCUCCACCACCAUAUACUCCUUGAUCAUCAUUCCGAAUAUUUAAUUGUUGAGGUAAGGUUUCUAAUCAAU